Molecule: messenger RNA, 903 nt
Organism: Mercurialis annua (annual mercury)
Lineage: Eukaryota; Viridiplantae; Streptophyta; Magnoliopsida; Malpighiales; Euphorbiaceae
Exons: 7
Coding region: 1-903 (300 amino acids)
Biological process (GO): RNA modification
Molecular function (GO): RNA binding
Source: RefSeq, a predicted model, not a curated record
AUGUGCAGAGAAUUGUCUGAUAACUACUUUAUCUCUCUGCAAAACCCUCAACUCCUCAAUACUUUUAAAUCUCUUCUUAUUGUACAUUGUCUAAUUGAGCACAAUGCAUUGUUAGGAGACCUUUUAAAGGCUUGUUUCCAUUUGGAUGCUUCAGAUUUAGCUCUCAAUCUUCAAUACUAUCGAAAAACCAAGUCUUUUCUUUCAAAACUUUGUUAUUGGAGGUCAUAUUAUUUUGGGAUUUUAGAAAAGAUUCAUUGUGUUGUUUUGAGAAAUGGGUAUGAACAAAAUGUCAUUCUAUGGAUUUCUUUGUCGAUGUUUAUGCAAAGAAUGUAUGCCCUCGUUCAAGUUGUUUGGAUUUCGGAGGAUCUCUCCAUGGAUUUUACGAAUGAUUUUCUGGUACUUGCUUUAAUUUCACUAUAUGCUGAUGCAUGUAAUGUGCAUUUAUUGGAUGCUACUAAGUUGUUUGAAGCUGUACUUGACAAGAAUGCUGCUGCUUUGAAUGCUAUGAUACUAGCUUACAUGCAUAACCAGAUUGUCUGCUUUAGUGAAUCCUUUCAUGCUUGUGCUCUAAAACAAGGAUCAGAAAACCAUACUUCGAUGUUAACAGACCUUGUUUCCGUGUAUAACGAACUAAGGGAGGCAUCACAACUUAGAAAACUUAGAGAAUGGAGUUUUGGUCCUUUCCGAUUACAAGAUAUGUCCGUUUAUGCUUUUGCUAUCAGAACAGGAUUUAUACAAGAAACUCUUCUUACUUCUUUGAUGUUCAUGUCUUGUGCUCAGUUAAAAAACCUAAAUCUUGCUAUUUGUGCAAUGAUCUAUAUGGUACACACAGGAUUUGACAAAGAUAUAGCAAUCAGCAAUGCCCUUACAGAUUUAUAUGCAAGAUUUGGAAAAAUUAUCUAG